Molecule: messenger RNA, 2030 nt
Organism: Exaiptasia diaphana
Lineage: Eukaryota; Metazoa; Cnidaria; Anthozoa; Actiniaria; Aiptasiidae
Product: clathrin heavy chain linker domain-containing protein 1
Exons: 2
Coding region: 135-1997 (620 amino acids)
Source: RefSeq, a predicted model, not a curated record
ACAGAUGGUAACAUUUCGGCAGCAAAAUGGCUUCCCUGACAGUGAAUUGGCUUCUUUAUAAAGUCGAAUGUUUUAUCAAAUUUUGGUCGAUCAAAGUAUAACUAACUGAUGAGAAAGAUUGCGUAUUCUAGAAAAUGAAAUCGCUUGGAGCAUUUGACAAUAGAACACGAACACGUUCCAAAGGUUCGAAUUCACCAUCAACUCCAAAGACAACUAGUCAGUCUAGAGGAACUAGAUUCGGCAGUAGAAUUAAGGAUUAUGGUUGUACUGUCCGUGAUAUUGAAACCUUCAUCGAUGAUGAACUGUACCGUUUGAAUUAUCACCCAGAUACAACUCCGCAUGACCGCUACAUCGUCCAUAAACAUGCUUUUGAUCAUCUAGUAGAAGAGAAAACUGUGGUUUACAAACCUGUGUUAGCCACGAUAAAAGCUGAGUAUGAAGACUGCAUUAAUGCUCUUGAGAAAGGCCAAAGCCAGGCAAUUUAUUUGCAAGGAAUGGUUAAAGCUCUACUUGUUGAAAAGUCGACGUUGACUCAGUUUGUAAGACGUGGUGAUGAACUCGAGGAAAAGCUAGAAAAACUUCGUGCAGCAAACAAGUCUCUCAAAAGUAAAGUUCAGAACUAUCGCGAGGAAAGAGAGCGAAGAUUAGCAUCUGCAAGGAAGAAGGAAAUGCAAGGUGUUAACAAAAAGGUUCAGCAUACCAUCCCUGGUCUUAGCGUUGAUGAACUUACAGAUGUUCCAACGCUUCGCCGCACACUGAUCAAACUCGAGAUGCAGCUCAAUCAGCUGACUGAAGCAAACGAAACACAAUACGUAGAAAAAGAACAGAAAUCAGUCUUAAAGAAACAAAUCACAAAGAAAGAUGAAUCAUUACAAGACACUCUAGAGCAGCAUAACAAGUUGAAGGAGAGGUGUGAUGUAAUGAAAUAUAUUGUUGAGACUUCAAGAAAAGCACUUGCAAACCCUCAUAAAGAUAUUCACCUGAAGGAUGUUGUAACAAAAGCUCUAUCAGAUUAUGGCAAGAGUAAAUACAAAAAGGCAACUAAUUCACUCCAGCAAUUCAUAAGCUUUGACGAUGAUGAUCCCAUUAAAAAGAAAGAAGCAGAGAGAAUGAUUGAGUAUUGYGACCAUUUCAAUAACCUGUUUGACUUUGGUCAAUAUGAAGCAGCUGCCAUCCAUGCUGCUAACUCUCCAUUUGGGAUACUUAGAAACUAUGAAACCCUGAUCCGGUUCAAGCAAGCAGAUGAAGUCGAAGGUCAAAGAAAGCCAUUGCUGAUUUUUUGUGAUGCUCUAAUGGAAACUGCAUGUGCUGCACAGCCCUUGACACAAGCAAUGUCUGUGGAAUGUAUMAAAUGUGCUCUAAUGGAAGAUUGUCUUGACUUGGCAACACAUUGGUUGGCACAAGGGAAGCUGUCAUACUCAAUACCUCUUGGAGAGGUUCUGUUUGAACACUGUAAAUGUGUCACAAAGUGUACUUGUGCCUGCACAAUACUUGCACAAACAGUGUACACUCAUGUUGGUGCACAUGAACGAGCAGCAAAGUGUCUCAGUAAGCAACAAAAGUAUAGUACACUUUUACAUUACAUUCAAAGAUAUGCUAAAUUUCAAAUAAGUGAUUACAAGAACUUAUUGCAGACAGCUCCUUCAACUGAUCUUGCUCAACUAAUGUUGACAACAAAGUUGUCUUCUAAAUAUGAUGUCCCUGUUCUUACUUUGGCUAAUGUUGCUUCUAUUCUCUUGAACAUUGGAGAGGAAACCAUACUGAUUCAAGUAAUGAAGAACCUUCAAAGUCAAAACAAUGAUGUCCUACAACAAUUAAUUAAAAGAAUAGCUUUUGAGGAGAUGGAUGACAUGACUUUGGACAGAUGGUCAGAAGUUGUUGGACUUUGUGAAAAGGAAGGCAUGAUAGAUGUGGGAAUUGAAAUCUUAUCAGCAGUUACAAUAGGGGAAGCUCUGAAUAGAGCAUCUAUUGCUUUCAGUAUGGACUAUAUUUCAUAGCUAUUUAGCUUUUUUUCAAGAUAAAUGUUUCAC